CUGCGAUUGGCUGCUGGCUGCUUGUCAGGAAGAAAGAGCUGCUGUGUUGAGGCCGAAAACUCAGACACAAGCAGGAGCAGUUCGACGCAGGAGUGACUCAGAGUAAGGAUAUUGUCUCGACAUGACACCGGGUCUCCGUUUUUAACGAGCCGGGCUCGCCGCGGAGCUGACGCCGAUCCUCCGCGCUGCUUCCGCCGAGGCCGCCGCGUCCUCCUCCGCCUUGCCCGCCACCUGAGCCCCGCUGCCCGCUGCUCUCGGUAAUCCAGACCCGCUGGCUGUUAACGGGACUGACGCUGCUGUGUGGCGACGCAGGAAACCAACCAGUCCCAGAUUUAAGUCUUACACAGACCCAGCGGGGACGUAACGGAUCAGCUGUUGCUGUCGGGACCGGUUUAACAUCCCAGGUGAAGAGCACAACUCCAUGAAGAAGUGCGCGGCGGAGCAGCGUCUCGUUCUGCGCAAGACACUGUGUGCUGUGACUGAGCCGAAGAAGACCGCGUCUCCUCCUGAAGCAGCUCCGCGGGCUUUGACACUCAGGAUUUAUCUCAUGAAGGCGUUUUGAAGCAGCAGUUUUGAAGCUCGUGCAGCAGUGCCAUGAAUCAGCCUGGACCACAGCUGCUGCCCACUUAGAGGUCGCUUCGCCUCUCUUUCCCCCUCUCUUCGGUCCGGAGGAUGCUGGGAAUGUGUCGCGGGCGCAGGAAGUUCCUGGCGGCCUCUCUCGCUCUGCUCUUCAUCCCAGCGCUCACCUGGCUUUACCUCUCGGUCGGGAGCUUCCAAGUGAAGCCCCUCCCUCUGUCCCCGUUGGAAGCCCAGUCAUCUACACCGGUGGGGGGAGCCGGCGAGCGCCAGGCUUUGGAGCUGCGGGUGCGGGCGGUGGAGGAGGAGAACCGGGCGCUGCGCCGGGAGCUCAGCCGGCCACCCAGGAGCCCGUCUGCGCGCCUUCCAAGCGCCGGUCACCGUGGCAACCAGAGCAGAACGCAUUCAGAGGAGGGGACGGGCGACAAUGAGGGACAAAAAGCUGCGGCGGUGGGAAACAGCUCGGACUGCGUGCAGCAGCCGGCCGUGGAUAAGUGCGAGACCAUCCACGUGGCCAUCGUGUGUGCAGGAUACAACGCCAGUCGAGACGUGGUGACGCUGGUUAAAUCCGUCCUCUUUCACAGGCGGAACCCUCUUCAUUUCCAUUUCAUCACAGACUCCAUCGCUCAGCAGAUCCUGUCCUCUCUGUUCCACACCUGGAUGGUUCCUGCCGUCAGGGUGGACUUCUACGACGCCGACGAGCUAAAGUCGGAGGUGUCAUGGAUCCCGAACAAACAUUACUCUGGGAUCUACGGUCUGAUGAAGCUCGUCCUCACCAAGACGCUGCCGUCCGACCUGCAGAAGGUCAUCGUCCUCGACACAGACAUCACCUUCGCCACCGACAUCGCUGAACUCUGGGCCGUCUUUCACAAGUUCAAAGGUCAGCAGGUUCUGGGUCUGGUGGAGAACCAGAGCGACUGGUACCUGGGGAACCUGUGGAAGAACCAUCGCCCCUGGCCCGCCCUGGGGAGGGGCUUCAACACAGGAGUGAUUCUUCUUCUCCUGGAUCGUCUCAGGAAGCUGAGAUGGGAGCAGAUGUGGAGGCUGACUGCAGAGAGGGAACUAAUGAGUAUGCUGUCCACGUCGCUGGCAGACCAGGACAUCUUCAACGCCGUGAUCAAACAGAACCCGUUCCUGGUCCACCAGCUGCCGUGUUUCUGGAACGUCCAGCUGUCGGACCACACGCGCUCCGAGAAGUGCUACAAAGACGUGUCGGACCUGAAGGUGAUUCACUGGAACUCUCCCAAGAAGCUGCGGGUGAAGAACAAACACGUGGAGUUCUUCCGGAAUCUCUAUCUGACGUUUCUGGAGUACGACGGGAACCUGCUGAGACGAGAGCUGUUUGGAUGCCCGAGCGAGGCCGACCACAACAGCGAGAACCUCCAGAAAACUCUGUCCGAGCUGGAUGAAGACGAUCCGUGUUACGAGUUCCGUCGUGAGCGAUUCACCGUCCACAGAACGCACCUCUACUUCCUGCACUACGAGUACGAACCGUCCUCCGACAACACCGACGUCACGCUGGUCGCACAGCUCUCCAUGGACAGGCUCCAGAUGUUGGAGGCCAUCUGUAAACACUGGGAGGGGCCCAUCAGUCUGGCCCUGUACCUCUCCGACGCCGAGGCUCAGCAGUUUCUGCGUUAUGCUCAGGGCUCCGAGGUGCUGAUGAGCCGCGGGAACGUGGGUUAUCACAUCGUCUACAAAGAGGGUCAGUUCUACCCCGUCAACCUGCUGAGAAACGUGGCCAUGCGGCAGGUCAACACGCCCUACAUGUUCCUGUCAGACAUCGACUUCCUGCCCAUGUACGGCCUCUAUGAGUACCUCAGGAAGUCAGUGGUGCAGCUGGACAUGUCCAACAAUAAAAAAGCUCUGGUUGUUCCAGCCUUUGAGACGCUGAGAUAUCGUCUCUCUUACCCAAAGUCUAAAGCCGAGCUGCUCUCUCAGCUGGACAUGGGGACGCUCUUCACCUUCAGGUACCACGUGUGGACUAAAGGCCACGCACCCACUAACUUUGCCAAAUGGCGGACAGCCACCACGCCGUACAGGGUGCAGUGGGAGGCUGACUUUGAGCCUUACGUGAUGGUGAGGAGGGACAGCCCCGAGUAUGACCGCCGCUUUGUCGGCUUCGGGUGGAACAAAGUGGCUCACAUCAUGGAGCUCGACGCACAGGAGUACGAGUUUGUGGUCCUCCCUAACGCCUACAUGAUCCACAUGCCUCACGCCCCGAGCUUCGACAUCACCAAGUUCCGCUCCAACAAACAGUACCGGGUCUGCCUGAAGACCCUGAAGGAGGAGUUUCAGCAGAACAUGUCGCGGCGCUACGGCUUCGCCGCGCUCAAAUACAUGACUGCCGAGAACAACAGCUAGCUACCACUGCAGACCCCCACACCCCCCCCCCCGCCAUGAACUACUGACACGCUCUCUGGACGGGGGCGGAGGGUGGAGGAAACAGGGACAGCCUGGGUGAGGCUGACCUGAGGAUUUUAGACUGCCUCUGACUUUUACAGAACGUUUGACCCUCAGCGUGGGACUGCGAGGGUCUUUAUGUCCAUUCUUUGUCCUCGGCUGUGGAUGGAGAAAUCAUCCAGGAGGAGAUCACUCACUAAAGCUCUGAAAGACGACAACAAUUACAGCUAGACCCAGACCAGAAACUGGUUUAUGUUGGCCCAAAGAUCCGGCCCUUAAGUGUGACAGACAGCAGGCAAAGAAAAACAGACAUUCAACGCCUCGCCAUAUUUGUAAGAGCAGUGACAGAGCUGUGGGCUGGGUGUAACGUUAAGGAUGAGUGUGUGUGUGUGUGUGUGUGUGUGUUUGUGUGUGUGUGUGUGCAGAUAAAUGAAAUGCGUGACUGCGUAAGUAUGUGUGUGUGUACUGGUGUGUCUGUAUGUGUGUGUGAGUGUGUUCCUCCAGGACAGCGUUUAGGUAAAAGCCUAAGCAAAGCUGAAGAUGUGAAACAUUUCAUUCUGAGCUGCGCCGGCGGUUUGAUUGACAGCUCACCCCGACUCGAAUGCAAAUCGUCAGCAGGCGGCGAGAUAAGACAAAGCGGUAAACACGUCCACACAGAUUUACAGAAUCUCAUUGUGACGACUGACACACACACACACACACACACACACACUGAGAUAGUGUGGCGAGCAGCCAGCCAGCAAGCGUCUGCUGCUGCUCCGUUUGUUUGAUCGCUGAUACACAUCGGAAUAAGUCGUCAGCAGCGACGACGUUAAGUGCAGGGAUGGGUGGAGGUCAUCAAUGCUACAGAAUGUUUCCUGUUUGAACCUGACAGCAGGGUGUGUGUGUGUGUGUGUGUGUGUGUGUGUGUGUGUGUGUGUGUGUGUGUGUGUG
Messenger RNA from Labrus bergylta (ballan wrasse), 3912 nucleotides. It is a transcript of the gene large1, whose product is annotated as LARGE xylosyl- and glucuronyltransferase 1. NCBI's taxonomy places the organism in Eukaryota, Metazoa, Chordata, Actinopteri, Labriformes, Labridae. The record is from RefSeq and is a predicted model, not a curated record. Gene Ontology annotation, cellular component: Golgi apparatus. Gene Ontology annotation, biological process: protein O-linked glycosylation via mannose. Gene Ontology annotation, molecular function: glucuronosyltransferase activity; xylosyltransferase activity.